Betta splendens (Siamese fighting fish) is the source of this 3293-nucleotide messenger RNA. RefSeq lists its product as uncharacterized. The transcript has 15 exons. Lineage: Eukaryota; Metazoa; Chordata; Actinopteri; Anabantiformes; Osphronemidae. The record is from RefSeq and is a predicted model, not a curated record. Gene Ontology annotation, molecular function: protein binding. The coding region runs from base 1508 to 2761 and encodes 417 amino acids.
GUGUGUGUGUGUGUGUGUGUGUGUGUGUGUGUGUGUGUGUGUGUGUGUGUGUGUGUGUGUGUGUGUGUGUGUGUGUGUUUGUUUUUACAUCGUUGUGUGGACCGCAGCAUGUUAGCACACUCACAGUGUGGGGACCAAAAUUUAUGUGGGGACCAAAACCUGGUCCCCACAAAAAUUACUUCAUUUUCAGUGUAAAGAAGCUCAAAGAAAUGCCCUGUCAAAUUUUCAGCAUGGACCCCAUUAUACCGGCAUUGGACAAAAUGUGUGUAAGUGUGCUUAGGGAGGAGUAACUCAGUACUGCCUACUAGGGGCAUGUGGUGGUAUUGCAGGAACACACACUUGUAGCUUUAGAACACACACUGCGCCCAACUGAGCAUGCUCAAACAGCUGGCGGCCAUGAUGGCUAAUAUCUAGAUUAGCUGCUAACUAGCUAGCUAAUUAAUUGUAAAACAAAUUGACUAUAAUUGGAACUAGUUGGUGAUGUACAACUAUAUUAUUCACAAAGAAUUUUAGACUACACUGACUACAGUUUCAGAUAAACUAAUACACAUUAUUUUUAUCGGUUUACACAAAAGUAGAGGUUAAGGAAUUAGCCAUUUACAUGAUAUGAUUUGCGAUUAGCUAAUGAGAUAACUGGUGGAACAGGACAAGUAGAUCUUCAUAUAUAAGAACUUCACAGAAAAAAAGUCAACUUAUUCUGUAAAUGUAACACAGCCAUCUUGUUGUAAUCAAAACUAAUAAGUCUCUAUGAAAUGCUAGCUAAUACUUAUCGGACGAAAAAUAAUAACAUGCAUUUGUGUAUGCUGACAUGCCUGGUGGGUGGAACUGGGGAGGCAAUACUAAAACAUUGUCACCACCCAUGCAAGAUGCGCUCACUAUUCAAACAAGUAUCCCUAAAAAGUGUUAGCAUAGGACGAAGAAAACUGAUUAGUAAGAAGCACAUGGUGAAGAAAGAAGCCUCAAACAGACGUGCAACAGGGAUAUUACUGUAAGGGUAAGUCAAGCCUACAGAUAUAACCAAGUUAAGUCAACAUUAAAACCAAUAUGAUGUUUCUAAAACACUAGUUGUUUAUUUUUUUUAUUAUUUUAGUCCUUUUGGCUAGCUAGCUAGCUAACUAGCUAGGAAUGGCAUGCUAGCAAUGUGCCCAACUAGGUUACCUUUAAUUUAUUACUUCAUCCAAGCAUCAUGUACUUGAUUUAAAACACCAGUUAGGAUUCUUUUAUUAAUAAAAAACGAACUGUAAUUAAUAUCACACAGUGGACAUAGUUAGCCCUAUUGGUUGAGAUUUUUAUUGUUAUUUAGCUCAGUAUACUGUAAUUUAGAUUGAAUUGAAGCUACAUUAGAUAAUGCGGUUAAUUUAGGUACCUGUAUGACUGUUCUUAGGUUUAAAACUAGCUAACUAACUUACUAUAAAUCCUAUACUAGCUUGUAUGUGGUAACUGCAGCCUACACAGCAUUAAGUCAUAUUCCAUUGGUUACAUUGGUAUUUUGAAUGCAGGAAUAACAAUGGCCACAAUAAGACGAAGGAACACGCCAUUAAAAGAUGCUAUUGCACAUGCUACCAGGGCCAUUGACAAGGCAAGAGAGUUGGAGGUGAAAUAUAUUAACUCUUUUAAAGGUCGAGGCUUGUUUGCAAAGGUCCCUUACCAAAAGGGAGACUUUAUAGUUGAAUAUAGAGGAGAACUAAUCAGUUCACAAGAAUCUGAAAGGAGAAGGGGGAUUUACCAUAGUAAAUGCACUGUUUUUAUGUUUGACUUCUGCUGGAAAGAAAGAAUGUGGUGUAUUGAUGCAGCGCAAGAAGAUGACAGUCUUGGAAGACUAGUCAAUGAUGACCACAUCUAUCCAAACUGCAAAAUGAAGAGGGUCAUAGCAGAGGGCAAGCCACAUCUUUGUCUUUUUGCUCUGAGAGACAUUAAGGCUGGAGAAGAAAUAACGUAUGACUAUGGGGGAUCUGAUUGGCCUUGGAGAAAACAGGCUAAAGUGCAAGAAACUGCAUCUGAUACACUGUCAUCAGAGGAGGUUCCUCAGAGUCCUUCCCCCUCCAAGAUGCAGGCUAAAGUGCAAAAUACUGCAGCUGAUACAAUGUCAUCAGAGGAGGUUCCUCAGAGCCCUUCGUUCUCCGAGAUGCAGGCUAAAACACAAGAAACGGGCGCUGAUACACUGUCAUCAGAGGAGGUUCCUCAGAGCCCUUCCGUCUCCGAGAUGCAGGCUAAAACACAAGAAACUAGCGCUGAUACACUGUCAUCAGAGGAGGCUCCUCAGAGCCCUUCCGUCUCCGAGAUGCAGGCUAAAACACAAGAAACUAGCGCUGAUACACUGUCAUCAGAGGAGGUUCCUCAGAGCCCUUCCGUCUCCGAGGUGCAGGCUAAAACACAAGAAACGGGCGCUAAUACACUGUCAUCAGAGGAGGUACCUCAGAGCCCUUCCCUCUCCCAUAUGCAGGCUAAAACACAAGAAACUAGCGCUGAUACACUGUCAUCAGAGGAGGUUCCUCAGAGCCCUUCCGUCUCCGAGGUGCAGGCUAAAACACAAGAAACGGGCGCUGAUACACUGUCAUCAGAGGAGGUACCUCAGAGCCCUUCCCUCUCCCAUAUGCAGAGAAUGUGGAUGUACAUGAGGACAAUGACAGUGGAGCAGCAUGUGGGUCAGGGUCACAAGAGAGUGUGGAUGUACUUGACGACAGCAUCAAUGGGGCAGCAUGUAAGUCACAAGAGUGUCUGGUUAAAUGUAAUCAGACUGAAGAUGGCAAGGCUACACUGACGGAUGUUAGUGAUUCAGCACCACAUCAAAGUUUCAUGGCUACAACACAUCAUAAGUCACCAAAACAAAUAGGUCGCCAAGUUUUCAAAAGAAGGAAAUGGGAGAAUGAAGAGGUACAAGUUGUUGAAAGACAUCUGAUGCACUUCAUUACCUCAUGCCGUGUUCCAGGAAAACUUGAAAUUGAUAAGUGUCUUGGGGUUGAAAAUGUGGCGCUGAAAGACAGGGACUAGUUGUCCAUGAAGUUUUAUGUCAAGAACCGUAUAACAGCUUUGAAAAGAAAGGCCUUUGAAACUGGCCUCUGAAACACAGUUCAAUAGUAACUGUUCAAUUGUUUGUCUAAAGCAGCGUUUUUGUUUACAAUGCUGUAACUGAAUAAUUCUUAUAUUUGAAUGACUACCUUUUUGUAGUAUUAUUAUAUUUUUAUAAACAAAUCUUCUAUAUCAGAAUAUGAAUCUGAUCUUUUUUUUUUCUACAGAAGUUCAAGGUAAAUACCAGUAACUAAUGUUCAAAUAAAAUUAUGUGGCUUACACAA